This is a messenger RNA of Chiloscyllium plagiosum (whitespotted bambooshark), 4105 nucleotides long. It is a transcript of the gene ston2, whose product is annotated as stonin 2. Lineage: Eukaryota; Metazoa; Chordata; Chondrichthyes; Orectolobiformes; Hemiscylliidae. The record is from RefSeq and is a predicted model, not a curated record. Gene Ontology annotation, biological process: endocytosis; regulation of endocytosis.
UUCGUUGGGGGUGGGGGGGGCGUCAAGGUAACGGGCGCGAGCACGCGGCUUAGGCUUGCCAGCCUUUUAAAUGUUGGCUUGAAACGGCCGUUUGUUCAGCUCGAGCGGAGAGCGGCUCUUUGAAUUGAUACGGGCAGCGGCGGUGGAGUCCGGAAAUGUCAGUGUACCAGAAUCGAGUAAAUUUUCAUGGAUUUGUACCAUGAUUGAUUCCCUAAUCGAGGAAUUACUAAGGAAAUUGAUGAAGUUGCUUUGGAUGGAUGUUAACCUUCAACUUUGCUGCCCUAUGACAAUACUGCAGCUGUACCAAACUGAACAAUUCAUAUGCGCCUGAUAUAACAAUGUUAUCUGCUAAUGUGAUCACGACCAGCAGAUCAGACUGGGUCUCCUUUAAUGAUGAUGCACAAUGCACAGUUUAUGCAAGUGAAGCAGGUUCAAGAGUGCUUCCUAUUUCAGAAGUCAGCUGGACAACCCAUUCUGAAGAACUCGAUAAUCUGAGUUUGGCUUUGUCUAACACAGAUUUGCAUUCUACUGAUACGGACAAUCUGCACAGUAGCAGAAUUUCCAGACCUGAGACUCCAGAAACAGGCUCUUAUUAUUGUCACCAUGGAACAAGAACGGAAACAGUGAAUAGAAAUCCCAACAACAUGCAGCUGAAUGGGUGCAAGAUGUCAACAGCACGCUUUUCAAGCUGGGUGACAUUUGAUGAUGAUCCAGAUCUUAUUUCACCAGUACAAACAUCUCUUCUAAAACCAGGAAUUUCUCACAACGGUACAACUCAAGAAAACGACAAGAUUCUCCAGGGGCCUCAAACAGGCUUUGAAAAAACAGCAUCAAAGAAUAAUUUGGUGGAUUUUUCUGCUGAAGAAAAGAAUGAUGCACUUGCACUAAUUAGUCCAACCAUAAACCCAUUUUCACCAGUUCGCAGCACUAACCCUUUUUUGGAUGAAUCUCUACGUGAUGUCCAGCCAUCACCAAUCAAUCCAUUUCAAGCAUUCUUUGACCAAAAUGAAAAGCCAGCCUUGGUGAACUCAUUAGCAAACACAUCUCAGAUCUUUCAACAGCAAAAUGUACCGGAUUCUCCAUUUUCUGAUUCACAUCCCGAUUGCCAAAAGGAUUCUGUUCCUACAUCAGGUCAUCCUCCAGAUCCUAUUUCCCCAUAUUUUGGAAAUCUAAAUGAUCAAAGGAGUUUAGUUGUGUUCAAGAAUUCUCCAGAUUUGGCCUCUCCACUUACAAUUGGAAGUGCUAAUGAUCAGGGGGAUUCUGUUUUCAUUAAUUCUUCGAAUUUGAUGUCCUCAUUUUCUGAUGCAAAAAUCAGAAAUCAAAGGGAUUCUAUUAUUUUCAGUGAUGAAGAAGAUCUGAUUCCCCCAUUUCCUGAUGGAAAACCUAAUAAUCAGAUGGAUUAUUCUAUAAUCAUGAAUUCUGAAGAUAUGAUCUCACAACUUCCUUCUGCAAUUGUAAAUGAUGGAAACAUCAAUAGUCAAAGGGAUUCUAUUAUGGCAUUUGACCACUGUCCAGACUCUCCCUUUUCCAGUUCUCACAUUAAUGGUCAAAGAGAUUCUAUUAUGUUUAGUAAUGCUUUAAAUGCCACAUUUACAGAUGACCCAAUAAACUACAGCUCUCAUCUUGAUGCUCUAACUCGGCUUAAACAAAUUCACAUUGAGGAUCCAGAUCAGCUUGAUCGUCAUACCUUACCUGAUGAUCCUUUGCACUCUCCAGAGGCAGAAAGCAAUACAUUUAACUUUAACUACCUGCAGCCUAAGGAUGGUUGGCCAAUGAUGCUGAGAAUACCUGAGAAAAAGAACAUCAUGUCAUCAAGACACUGGGGCCCUAUAUAUGUCAAAAUGCUAGAUAAUGCAUGUUUACAACUCUUUUAUGAAAAGGGUCUUGAGAAGCCUUUUCGGGAGGUUCAGCUUCUGCCCUGCCAUGAGCUGUCUGAACUGAAACUUCAGAACUUUGAUGAAAAUGGGAAAAUACACACUAUAAGUAUAGAUAAAGUAUUAUACAAGGAAAAACGGAAAUAUCAUCCUAUGCUAACAGUAGUACAGACACCAGUCCGGGUGCAGGUGAUGAAAUUGGGCACCACAAUUUAUGAAGAUUAUGUAAGUUUUGUGACUACAGUUCAGGAUACACUAAUGAAAUUACCGAGUGCCAGAGAUAUUUGUGCCAAUUAUUUUGAAGAAGAGAUAACUGUGGAAGUACAGGAUGAAUUUAAAGGUAUUGUGGCUAAAGCAGACAACAGACUCAUCCAGCAUUCUGUGGUUACUCAUGUCAAUGUUCUGGCUUUUGUGUCUGGAAUGCCAGAAUGUAGGAUAGGCUUCAAUGAUGUUCAGAUGAAGGGACGUGAAGUUGUGUCAAGGCAUGACAUUAUUCCCACAACCACAACUAAAUGGAUUAAAAUGAAUGACUUCCAGUUCCAUACAUGUGUGGUUGUUGAUGAAUUCAAAAAUUCCAGAUUAAUUAAGUUUUUACCAUUAGAUGGUCAUAGGUUUGAAUUAUUGCGUUUCAGGACUACCUUUGGUGAAAAGACACUUCCUUUCUCCCUUAAAACCUUAGCAACUGUUAAGGGUGCUGAAGUGGAGCUUCAGUCUUGGUUGGUGAUGUCAUCUGGGUUUGUGUCUAAUCGGGAUCAUUUUGCAGCAAUGCCUUGUGAAAAUGUGAUGAUUCGGUAUCCAGUCCCAACAGAUUGGGUUAAGAACUUUCGACGAGAAGGUGUCUUGCGAGAAAAGUCCCUGAAGGCCAGAGUUAAUAGGAGUGCCAGCUUUGGUAGUGCUAGCAUGUCUGGCUCAGAGCCUGUCAUGAGAGUAACAUUGGGAAGUGCCAAGUAUGAACAUGCCUUUAAGGCUAUUGUAUGGCGAAUCAACAGACUCCCGGACAAAAAUUCAGCUUCAGGCCAUCCACAUUCUUUUUACUGCCACCUUGAACUGGGAUCUGACCGGGAGGUGCCUGUUAGUUUUGCCCACUAUGUGGAUGUGGAAUUUGACAUGCCCAGUACUUCAGCAUCCAAAGCAGCAGUUAGAUCGAUUGGAGUGGCUAAUAAGAGUGAUGUGAGAAAAUGGGUUGUUUACAAAGCUCACUACAGUUAUCAGGUGGAAAUGGAACAGAAAAAAAUUCAGGCUGCAAAUGUGGACGGUAUGGAAACUGAUCAUCCAAAUGAGUGUGUUCAGCAAUGAAACCCUCUAAAUUCAGAAGCAAGAUAAUCGACUUAGUACUUUUACGAUGGAAAUUCAACCCGUCUAUAUAUCAAAUAGCACAAUGCUGCUAUUAUACAAGUUUCAAGCACUGAAGAGAACAAAAGAGAAUUUUGAAUUCAGUAUUUUAUGAAUUUGAUUGGGCCAAGAUACCGUGGCAGGAGCAGUUAAGAACCUGGAUGACAGAACAAGUGUGGAUUAAAUUCCUCUGUACAGAUUUUACGGUCAUUCUCACUAAAUAAUGCAUAACUGAUAUUAUUUUUAAUCUUGUGCAUACUCAGAAACUUAAGCAAAGUUGAGAAAUGUGGGGAAUACAAGUCAUAUUUUAGGGUAAAUAUUGAUCUUUUAUUUUGUUGUUGUUUUCCCAUUUCUUUGGGGGUAGAAGACAAGAAUCAUCUCACAUUUGCAUUCAGGAGCCCUCUUUGCCCUUGCCUUCCUGUUCAGUGUGUAUCUGAGAUUGAGGUUUGUUAACGGAUACUUUUUCAAAUGGCUCUGAAAUGAAAAUGUUGAAAUUUAAAGAUGCACUGGUUCAUUCCUUUGAUCUGCUGAGAGAUGAUAGUUUUCAAACUCCAUGAUUGUCUAUUUUUUAAAAAUUGAAUAGCCUUUGGAACAAUGAGGUCUUGUACUUGAAAAUUAAAUGUUUUGCAGAGCUGCAAACAAUUAUUUUAUUGCUAAUAUUCUAUUUCAGUUCAACACUGAUUUCUUAGUUAGAUAGACAUUCUGACUGUCAUACUGACUAGGAAUACAGAUUCAAGCCCCAGCCUGAGGUGAAUUUGCUGAUCUCACUUCUGGCAUCAAUGCUAUAAUUAGCCUCAGCAUCUUUGGCACAGCAAAGAAAAGAAUCAGCUCAAAUUUGCGUCAUUUGUUAAAUUCAGUAUGAACCACUCGGUAUCCUAACUCAUAAGUUAUGCAAGUCU